AGGACCGACACAGGAGAGAAGCCCUAUAACUACCAAUGCAGUAAAAGCUUUUACAAGCAGGGCAACUUGGUGAUAUAUCAGAGGACUCACAUAAGAGGAAAACUCUUAGAAUGUGCUGAUUGGAAAAAAAUCAGUCAGAAUUGGAACCUAUUGGAAUAUUACAGGAUGCACACAGGAAAGAAUUCAAAUAACUGUACUGAUUGUGGUAAAAGUUUCAUUACAAAUUCCCAGCUGGUGAUACACCAGAAGAUGCACACAGGAGAGAAAGCAUUUGAAUGUCCUGAUUGUGGGAUAGGUUUCAGUCAUAAUUCAAGCCUGGUGAUUCAUCAGAGGACUCACACAGGAGAGAAACCCUUUGAGUGCUCUGAUUGUGGCAAACAUUUCAGUCGAAAUUUCACUUUAGUUCAACAUCAGAGGACUCACACAGGAGAGAAACCCUUUGAAUGUUCUGAUUGUGGGAAAGGUUUUAGUCAGAAUUCCAACCUGGUGGAACACCAGAGGACUCACACAGGAGAAAAACCGUUUGAAUGUCCUGAUUGUGGGAAAAGUUUCAGUCAUAAUUCAAGCCUGGUGAUUCAUCAGAGGACUCACACAGGAGAGAAACCCUUUGAAUGUUCUGAUUGUGGCAAACAUUUCAGUCGAAAUUCCACUUUAGUUCAACACCAAAGGACUCACACAGGAGAAAAACCAUUUGAAUGUCCUGAUUGUGGGAUAGGUUUCAGUCAUAAUUCAAGCCUAGUGAUUCAUCGGAGGACUCACACAGGAGAGAAACCCUUUGAAUGUUCUGAUUGUGGCAAACGUUUCAGUCGAAAUUUCACCUUGGUUCAACACCAGAGGACUCACACAGGGGAAAAACCGUUUGAAUGUCCUGACUGUGGGAUAGGUUUCAGUCAUACUUCAAGCCUGGUGAUUCAUCAGAGGACUCACACAGGAGAGAAA
Thamnophis sirtalis is the source of this 939-nucleotide messenger RNA. NCBI's taxonomy places the organism in Eukaryota, Metazoa, Chordata, Lepidosauria, Squamata, Natricidae. The record is from RefSeq and is a predicted model, not a curated record.